Colossoma macropomum (tambaqui) is the source of this 1641-nucleotide messenger RNA. RefSeq names its product T-box transcription factor 16, like (gene tbx16l). The coding region runs from base 4 to 1641 and encodes 545 amino acids. Gene Ontology annotation, cellular component: nucleus. The record is from RefSeq and is a predicted model, not a curated record. Gene Ontology annotation, molecular function: RNA polymerase II cis-regulatory region sequence-specific DNA binding; DNA-binding transcription factor activity, RNA polymerase II-specific. NCBI's taxonomy places the organism in Eukaryota, Metazoa, Chordata, Actinopteri, Characiformes, Serrasalmidae. The transcript has 9 exons. Gene Ontology annotation, biological process: positive regulation of DNA-templated transcription; vasculogenesis; heart looping.
GCCAUGUAUGUCCAUGAGGAAAGGCCAAUGUUGGACUACCCUUAUCCGCUCAACCCUCUGGCCAACAACUAUGGCUACUAUCCACAAGAAUGGAAGGACUCAAUCUGCCGGACUCAAGCUUGGGACAGUGGCAUGAUUAGCCGUGGCGAGGCAGAGUUGACCUCGCUUCCGGUGCAUGUGGCGCUUGAAGGACGUGAGCUAUGGGACAAAUUCAGCAGUAUUGGUACGGAGAUGCUGAUCACCAAAACGGGCAGACGCAUGUUUCCCAGCUGCAAAGUCACAGUGACGGGGCUAAACCCUAAAGUCAAGUACGUGGUGAUGAUGGACAUGGUGCCGUUUGAUAAUAACAAGUACAAGUGGAACAGGGACCACUGGGAGCUGAGCGGUACAUCUGAACCUCACCUGUCCAGCCGCUUCUUCAUCCACCCUGACUCCCCCGCUCUGGGCGAGAGGUGGAUGCAGUACCCCAUCUCCUUCCACAAGCUCAAACUCACCAACAACACACUCAACUCCAACGGCCUGGUGGUCCUACAUUCCAUGCACAAGUAUCAGCCUCGUCUACACAUAGUCCAGGCUCCUGACCCCUGCAGAGCCCAGCCCGGAGCCUACCUGCGAUUCACCUUCCCAGAAGCAGCCUUCAUAGCAGUCACAGCCUACCAGAACAACGAGAUCACAAAGCUGAAGAUUGACAACAACCCCUUCGCCAAAGGCUUCCGUGACAACGGGCUAAACAGGAAAAGGUUCAGGGAAAAGGAUGUCCAGGGUAAACAAGGAUCUGGACAACAACAGAACAAGACACAAAACCAUCAAGCAGGGCCCUCCGACACUGAUGAGGAAGCAGAUGAAACGGUCUCCAGCUCAGUGGAAUCCCGCAAUGUGUUACACCCACAUGACAUGAAAGCUCCACCCACGGCCACCUCCAACCCUUUCAUUUCAGCCUUUAUGAAUGGAGGUGUUGGACAAGAGGUCUGGACCCAAAGCCCGACGUCCCAUCAACCUCAGCACACGCUUAACACCAAUAACAGAGACUCCAGCAGGCCUGAUGCAGCCAGACUCUCCAGUCUCCAGUACAUGUGUGCCUCUUUACCAGCAGCCCACAUCACCCAAUCCCACUCACCCAUCACAGAACUGAAUUUGCCUGGACUUCCAGGCCAGGGUGGCCGUACACUGGUGGCGCCCCAACAGCAGCAGCACAUUCAAGGGAUCCACAGCCCAGCUGCCCACCAGGCUUACCCCAUCCAGGCCAAACUUCACCAGCCACAGCCACAGCUACAGCCUCACCCUCGGCCUGACCUGGACCAAUCCCUCCCUCUACCCCCCAAGCUGAGCCGAGUGAAUCUGCCUGAAAACGCCCUACGGAGCCUGGAAAUGGGCUCGGUCUUGGACCACCUCAACCCACGGCCACUGUCCAACAUCCUGAACCGGAUCCAUGCACGGGCUGAGGCCUCUGGAAACCCAGGCAAGGCUGUGCAAGGUCACCCCCAACAUGACCAACUGCCCUCGGGGUUGGAAAGGGACACGAGACCUCCAUUUUUCCCAUCUGCCCAGGACUGUGGUACAACACCAUAUGCCGACCAAUGCAGCAGACCAUCAGAGUGGCAAGGUUUCCACGGGGACACGAGUGAGAGACAGUUCCGCUGA